AUGUUCAGUCAGGAGAGGUUCAAGGCCGUGGGCUUGCUGGCGGGGGCCGCGGCCGGGGUGGCCUCGGGCUUCCUGGGCUUCUACUACUUCUGGAGGCACCAGAAGAGCCGCCUGGUGCUGGAGGGCUUGGGGCAGGAGGGGAGUCUCCAGGCCCAGGCCCAGGCCCGGGCUCAGGUUCAGGCCCAGACCCAGACCCAGACCCAGGUUCAGGCCGUGGCCCAGGCCGCCCCCAGCGGGCCCACAGAGGAGCAGCUCGAGAUUCGCUGGCACCUGGACUCCAUCCAGAGCUGCCUGGACGGCCUGAAGGCUGAGGUGUCCUCCCUCAAGGAGUGCAUCCAGUCCAUUGUGGAGAAGCAGACCAGCCUGAGGAAGCCCAAGAGCUCCAGGAAGAAGAAGAGGAGAUACGAAUCCAAGAGAGACAGCGACGAUUCGACAGAGUCUGUCUCCAUCUACUUCACAGCCAACGCGGGGAAAGCCUCAGACAGCGAGAGUGAGGCGGGGCAAAUAGAAAUCCCGGCAACAUUAGAUUGUUCCAUGCUUGCUUUUGCAGCUGAAUCAUUCACAGAUGACAGGACUGGGCUGGAUGCUGAGUCUCCAUUUCUUCAAUAUCAGCCAACAGCUGGUUCUACCACAGCACUUACUGACACUGAGGUGGAGAAGGAUGAAGAACAGAAAAGCAAUUUGGUUCAGGUUUUCGAUUUCUCCCCUGCUCUGAAACCAGAACCAGAGACUGGGGCUGUGCAAUCCUUGAUAUCGCCAGAAGUAGAUCAGAGUGAAAUGAGUGCCCUGCUGGAAGAAGUAGACAGGUUACAUGGUGGAAGCAAAGAGGAACAAGAACAAGGAUUUAAAGUCCUUUUAGACAAUAAAAAUAAGUAUGGUAAAAGAAAAGAGUUCUGUUGGCGGAUGAUUCGUGCCUACAGCGACAUGACUCAGCUGACAGAAGAUAAAGAAACACAGAAAUGCUAUGCUUUGGCUGGAAGAGAUGAAGCAACUGCCAGUCUGCAGGACCAUGGGGACAGUAUAGAAUGCCAAAUAUGGCUUGCCGUGGUGUGUCGCCAUCUGCAGGACCAAGGCAUUGAGGAUAGGUCUGAAGAAAAUAACAAUCUCAAGGAGACACAAGUUGAGACUGAUGUGCUGGUUGAAGAUGUUAACAGUUAUGACAGCGUAGACUCCAAUCCUGCCAACAUCUCUCUCAUUGACACACUAGAAAUAACUGAAGCCUCCGACAACAUUGAAGAACAGGACAUGCAAGCACAACGUGAAGGUAACAUAUUAGUUGAUGCCAUUAACAGUUAUGACAAUAUAUACACACAGCACUACGCCAUGUCUAUCACUGACAUAGCUGCCAUGGAGGAAAGAGACAAAGAAGAGGACAUGCAGGCACUAGAAGAAGCUAACCUAAUGGUUGAAUUCAUUGAUGGUUACCGCACGACAUACACAAAUGAAUGCAACAUCAGUGCCUCUGACACAGCCCAAACAGCAGACACGGAGAGUGAAUACGACCAACAGGAUGAAGCUGAUGAGGAUGAAGCUGAUGAGGAUGAAGAUUUGCAGGACUGAAGAGAAAAAGCUUGAGGAACCAACGGAACCAAGCAAGGACUGACUGCUGGAGUGACCAUGAGCUACCAGUACCGUAGAACUUGUCAUCGUCACACAGCAAUGGUUAACGAUUUGAUUUAAAAAUUAAAUCAAACAGUACUUGAGCAUUAUAUAAAUAAUGAGAUUUCUUAAAAGGCAAUCUAUUCUCCCUUCCUCUCCUCCAAGACUCCCCUUUCCCUCAGUAAGUGAUGCCCUUUCAGCCGGUGCUAGACUGUAUUUGUCAUGGACAUCCUUGUCAGGAAAGAAACAUUCUUUGGGCCUAACUAUUGCAAGGACAGAGGAAUAAGAAAUAUUCAAAUUGUUUUUGUUAUAGG
Molecule: messenger RNA, 1913 nt
Organism: Carcharodon carcharias (great white shark)
Lineage: Eukaryota; Metazoa; Chordata; Chondrichthyes; Lamniformes; Lamnidae
Product: regulator of microtubule dynamics protein 3-like
Exons: 13
Coding region: 1-1560 (519 amino acids)
Source: RefSeq, a predicted model, not a curated record